ACUGCUCUCAUCAUUGUCCUCAGUCUCAGUCUUUAUAAUGCGUCUUUUUGAACGACGUGGACGUGAAGCAUUUUCUUCGAUCAUCGGCGUUUCCUAAUAAUGAUACAAAACAAUGAAUAUGGUUUACAUUCAACAGCUAUGUUAUAUAUGCAUAUGUAUAUAUUUUUUCGUUUACUUGUGCAGCAACCAACUGUUUUGCAUCGGCUUUGUCUUCAACGGCCUCACUCUUACGAUUUUCGUCAAGUGAUUCAUUAGUGGAAUCUAAUGAAGACGCGAGAUCCCAAGAGGUUGCAGUUUCAGAAGACUCUAAAGAAUGGAGCACCAAACCGAUAUUGUGGGCAUAAACAUCGUCUCCAGUAUGCGAUGGGUCUGCUUCCUCAAUUUCGACCUCAUUGAUCAAGUCGUCAUUGUUGAAGUGCUCGACCUCUCGUUGCUCCUCUUCGACAACCAAAUAUGGAUUGCCAUCGUCGUCGGUAUGAUGUUCGUUUUCCUGCCGUUGCUGCUCUUCGACAACAAAAUAUUGAUUGCCAUCGUCGUCGGUAUGAUGUUCGUUUACCUGCCGUUGCUCCUCUACGGGAACAAAAUAUUGAUUGCCAUCGUCGUCGGUACGAUCUUCGUUUACUUGCAGUUGCUGCUCUUCGACAACAAAAUGCUGAUUGCCAUCGUCGUCGGUACGAUCUUCGUUUACCUGACCAAACGUUUGAUCCAUUCGGUAUGGGUCUGGAACAAUGCAUUUAACAAUUUUGUAACAACAACAGAGAACAUUUUAGUGGCACCAAAUUACUUACAUUUGCUCGGUUCUUUGACAGUUUGCAGACGGCGAUUUGGGUUCAAGACACGCUUAUGUUUACGUUCAUAGUGUAUUCUCAAGUUUGUUUUAUUUGCACAAGUUUGUUUGCACCGUGGGUACGGGCAGAUAUACCGAUCCACCAGAGCAUUGUGGAGGAGUUUGUGUCGAUCAAGAUCCCAUUUCGAAACCACUUUGAUUUUACAUAUGUCACACUGAAACUAUUGAAAUUGUGUUGCAGCAAGAGUUAGGAACAUAAAAUGAUCCACACAUUACCUCUAUUGGAUUUGGAGAUUGAUCGGAACCGUCAAUUUGGGGGUCCACUGUAUCAAUCGUCUCUUGGUUGGGAAUUGAAUCCAUUUUCAUAUGCAAACAAGUUUCACAAAACCGAGAAUAUCAAAUGAUAUUAAAACAAAAUGUGUUUGUUUUUUGUUUACAUCAGUUUACACAAUAAAGCCAAACUAAACCAUUCAAAACUGACAGCCAAAAAGUGGUGAAUAAUAAGUACGAAUUUCACCACGAACCGAUUGGUUGACGUUUACAGAGAGCAAUCACUUUCGUCCACUAUGACUGACUAUGACAGUGCACAAAUCCAUAUGAAACAUCGAAUAGCACACGAAUUCCGAAAAAAGAAUUGUAUAGUGACUAAAAAUUUAAAAAAAAUAUCAUAUAAGAAAAACAAAGAAAACAUCUGUGAAAAUGGAAUACCAAGACCAAAUUGUGACACGCCGAAAAAUGCGCAUGAUUCAAUUGGCCGGCAUGAAUAUCAAUGCCCGGGUGGUGAUCGAUCGACGAACCGUUUACGACACAGUGGUUUUAUUGCGACCAAAACCAGUUCGCCAGCCACGAUUGCGACGGUAUGCGUCUUUUCGAAGUCUCGGAACGCCGGAUGAUAUUUCAGAUUCAGAGUCGGUGGCGUCCGUUUCGUCUGUAGGAACUGUUGCUCGAUCGGAACGCAACUUCGCAGUUCCAAAAUCCAUUCUCAAAAAGCCAAAAGAUAAACCAUUUACAAUGAUUGGUCUCAAAAGAACUCUGCGAAGCAAAUCACUGCCGCAGCUGUCGCUGUCUUUGCCGCUGCAACCGUUGCCGACUGAAACUAAUCUGACUGAACCAGUCGAAUUGCCAAGUCAAUCCAUUGAAAAACCAUCUGAUGGAAACACAGACGGAGCCAAGGAGAAGACGGACGCGGAGAAGGAAAAUAUCCCACAUGACCCCACGAAAUAACUAGUUCAAAUCAUACUCACACUACCAUUGCGCAUACUCACCGAAAUUUCAUUGAAAAUGACUGAUUUUUUUUUAAAUUAUCGAUGAUAGUCUUAGCCAAAUGACAUUUUUUUCUUUGUAAAAUAAGAUAGAAGCACCAAAAUCUGAUUAGUGUUUCUUGAAGAAAUUUCUUCUUUGUGAUUUUUUCAGCGGUAUUAUUGCUUGCAAGCCAAAAUUUAUUAUAUGAAUAAACAUUUAUCGCUCAUAGUUGAGCUCUUGCGUUACAUUAUUUCAGAGACAUUUCUUAAAUAAAUGCAAACGGUUUUUUGACCUUUGUCUUUCAUUGGCUAUAUUUAUUACAAUUUUUUUUUCAAAUAAUUACAGUUUUCGAUCAAUUAUCUUUUGUUACGUAGAAACCGAUUCAAUUUUAAUAAUCAGACAAAACAACUUGAUUACUGAAUAUUUUCAAAAAUGAUCUUUUGUCCUUGGGUCAGAAUGUUGGUACAUUUAGAGUGAAUAACAAGCCAGCCCAACUGCUUAUUCACGAGCAUAUACCAGGGCGAAGUAUUCUACACACACGACCAAUGCCUUGAAUCCGUAUAGUACGGAUUUGAAUUCGGUGUAUCACAACGACAUAUUGGGCUUCAUUUUGUCAGUUCAGUGAGUCACAUAAACGAAUAUUGCAUUUCAAUGGAGGACUAAUUAAAAUCAAACAGAGAAAUGCAAUCAAUCUGAUUCAAUAAUAAUUCGCCCAGUAAUUUUUGUCCGAAUCGAUUAUGAGCAGUUGGAUAGCCUUUAUUGCGCCUGUCAAAACAACGACUGGAAACUGCAAAUGACAUUGACACAUAUAAAACUCACCACAGUGAAGCUCGAUACAUUAAACAUUUCUAUCUAAGCGGUUCAAACCAAUUUCAUGAACAAAAAUAUAAGAACACAACAUUUAAUAAAUUCAUGGGUGAAAAAAAAAUGAAGCAGCCAACCAAUAUAAUAACAAAAGACAAUUUUACUAAGAAUUCAUUUUUCUUUUGUCAAUUUGUUGAUUUUUUCCAAAAAAAUAUUUAUAGCAUUCAUCACAGAUAGAUGUAUAUAAGAAGCUUCAAGGGCACGACGUAUGAUGGCGUUUUUUCUGGUCAAAAAAGUUGCAAUAUCCCUUUGCCCACAACAUUGUAAUAUAUCAUUUUGAGUACAGCAUGCGCACUCUCUACAGCUUCAACCAUGUCAUCCAAUAAAUUUUGGAGUAAAGAAUUAGUUAAACACGAUCCAAGCCAAACAAAAAAAAAAGUACAACUCAUUUCCAAUGCUGAGAUAAACCAACGAAAGCGAUUUCGAUUCCGCUUAGGAAAUAUGUUCAGUUCUCGCGCCAACAGUGACGCACACACACCCAUCGUUGUCGCGUUGAAAAACGACAAACGCCGAACGAGUGAGCAGAAAAAAAGCACACACGAAGAAUUCAUUCGCUUACCCCAAACGAAAAUGAUAUGAUCACACAUGGAAAACGAAAGAUAUACUCAUGUUAGUGUCAUCGAUAUGGUCAUAUACACAGCGCGACAUUAAGCAGAGCAUAUUAAUAUUAGAUUUUUGCCGAGCCGAAACAGUGUAGCGCAAACUCACUUACACAUAUGGGCAGUGUUCGUACAAAUGGAGACAUGGAUUAAAAUAUGUAAUUUGCAAUGCAUUCACAAAUUGUCGUUGGCGUCGAAUGUCGUCAUAACAUGACAAAAACACUGGCGAAAAACGGGAAAUAUCGUCGGAAUGAGUGAACAAAUACGAACGGACGCAGCACACACACAAACACACACAUACAUAUGAGCCAUCCGGCGAAGACUUAAAGCCAAGCUUGUAGCACAUAAAUAAUAGCUAACGCUAAAUCUGGUGGUAGUAACGACAUUAUGAAAAAAUAUAUCUGAUUUUGCCUUGCGAAUUAUGAAGAAAAAUUGAGGGUACAGGAGCUUUUGAAAAAAAAAAGAACUGAACGGAACUAAAUACGUAGAUUCCAUAAUUCAAUACAUGACAUUUCAUACGGCCCGCUUAAUAGGUCAACAUAUAAAGUUUAAUUUUCACAUUUACAUCCCUCCACCUCAUAUUGUGCGCCUUGCAUCGCCACCACUCACCGAAUGUAGAACAUUCGACGAAAUUUUCAUACACACACAUACACAGGAUGUUGCACCAACUGAUUGUUUGCAACUGAAUAGGAUACUUAAUUGAAAGAGUGUCUCUUCUAUCGUUAUAUAUGUAUAUGUGUUUUUUGUUGAGCAUUUUGCCACUUUGAAACUUUAUCUUUACAGUUUUCCGUAUAGUAACUAACGAAUUUGAGUGGUUACCAAUCAAUGAAUUCUAUCGUAGCCAUAAUGUGAAUUUAGUUAAGUUCAUGUGUUCAAGUGAAUUUACACUUUGGAUAACUAAUUUUCAAUGGAAUUUUAGUUAGCAACCACAUACACACAAUUGCCACUAACAUCUCUAUGAACACCCUGUGUGUCUCACACAGAGAUAGAAAGUCAACACAACAUUGUUGUUUAUGUGCGUACAUGUUAGAUUUUAGCAUUAAACAUGUACAUUUUGUUCAUUUCUGUUUUGGGCUGCGUUUGUUUGUUCAUUCUCAUUUACUUUUUUUUCGAACUGUUUGUGUUCUGAUAACAUGCAAUUUUGUGUCCUUUUAUUGUCCAGAGCACACGCUUCCAAUGUGCGGCCAUAUCUUUUUCUCUUCGUUUUUCCUCAAUACAUGCAAAAAUGGUAAACAGAAACCGUCCGCUCCAAAUACAUUAAAUAUAUCAGGGCAGUAGCUUUGUCAUCGUAAUUUUUGUUAUCCGGUCGGGAGAAACACGCAACACAUUAAAACAAGCACAACUUCACCGUCAUCAUAAUUUCCACGUACGAGGAAGUGUGUAUGUGGUUGGAUUGUAUUUUGAGCUUAGAAUACACCAUUGAUUAUUGUGGUUUUUGGGUAGUUGGUUCUGGAACUGUACAGGAAGAUGUUGAAAUGCUGAAGCAUCUAUAUAAUACGAUUCAAUUUUCAUUUCACCAUAACAACCCGUUCUCUAUUCGCAUUGCGCUCAUCAUGUUACGCUUGGAUUUUUCCAUACGCGUCGGUCGAAACAAUUUCGAACGAAAUGAUGAUGGUUCGUUGGCUGGCUGGCUGGUUGCCUGCAUCAAACGGUCAAGACUUAGUCAAAUGUUACAGGCAACGGUUGUAUGAUUGUUUAUUUACUUGUUCACCACAUUUGAAAGCUCUUCAUCAUCCCCCGAGAGCGAGUACUGAACGUGAAUAUAUAAAGUCUCUCAUGUAACGAAUUCCAGUGUGUACGCAUGUUUCGGUUCAAUUUGAUUGAAGUGCGUAUCACCACUAAUUAAACCAUUCAUAUUUUCAUUUUAUGGCCGGGCUGCAGCAACCUUACUACGGAUAUUAUAUACUUAUGAAUGUCAAUCGUCGCGAGUUUUCAAAUAUUCUGAAAACCAAACAACAGCUUGUGGUAUUUUUAGCUUAUUUCGAAUGAAUGACGGAUACAAUUAAACCUGAACGGUUCAAAUUUUGGCUUCGAAAUAGAAAUAUAAAAGCGGUCGGCACAACUGUAGUACUACGAAUAACCAUGUAAAUAUAGAUUUGCUAUUGUGCUUUUGAACAUACGAAAACGGACUCAACAAUUCCAUUCGAAGGCUCCAAAAUCGUCAAGUUUUCAAUAAUCACUUCCAAUUAGAUCCAAUUAGUUAAUUCGCUUCGAAUUUUGUGUCCACCUUCCGUCAUGAAAUAAACGACGAUUUUCGUUGUCUAUGCAAAUAUUCAAGUUUGGUUUGACAUUUAAUUCAGCUGCAAACUUUUCAAUUGGGAGAGUAUGGUUCCGUUGUUGAACAAGUCAUAUGUAGGAGAUUUAUAUUUAUAAUGAUUGUCGUUUGGUCAUGUUUUCGAAAAUGUCGCAUAUCGUACAGUUUGAACAGAAUAAUUUGUCGAAAAUUGUGCAUGUAAAUGCGACGGAAUCAGAUAGCAAAAACAUGGGAAAAUACUUUAUGCCCAAAAGAAAUCUCCGCAAAAGCUAUGAGAAUUGACAUCGAACAACCUGCAGUUGACAUCGCAUAGGUCCUCAUCAUUAGAUCAUCUACAACGAGUAGCUGCAUUUUUCAAGUGGUUUAGCUUUUUCGACUGCAAACCAACAUUCGGAUUUAAGUUAUGAUAACGACAGAUGUGUCAUUGGAAUUUCCAUUAAAAGUCCAAACUAUGUGGUUUAAUCGGAACAUUUUCAUUGCUUAUAGUCUGCCGAAAACAAUUUCGAAAAAGAAAAAACGAAAAAA
Molecule: messenger RNA, 6271 nt
Organism: Sitodiplosis mosellana (orange wheat blossom midge)
Lineage: Eukaryota; Metazoa; Arthropoda; Insecta; Diptera; Cecidomyiidae
Exons: 2
Coding region: 1487-2011 (174 amino acids)
Source: RefSeq, a predicted model, not a curated record